AUGAAUGCCUAUAAGACUCCGAUUGGGAUGUCCCCUUACCGGCUUGUUUAUGGUAAGGCAUGUCACUUACCAGUGGAGCUGGAGCAUCGGGCAUAUUGGGCUGUGAAACAGUGUAACAUGGACCUAAUCCAGCCAGGGGGAGAAAGGAAACUACAGCUGCAAGAGUUAGAGGAGCUUCGUUUGGAUGCCUAUGAGAGCUCACGUAUAUACAAGGAAAAGACAAAGGCAUUCCAUGACAAGCAGAUCCUGAGGAAAGAAUUUGUAGUGGGCCAGAAUGUGCUGUUAUUCAAUUCCCGUCUUAAGUUCAUGCCUGUUGAAUUAAGUGAUAAGCAGACUGGAAACACUUUCUCUGUGAAUGGGCAUCAUUUGAAGCCCUUUUAUGAAGGAGCACAACAGCAGUUUGUAGAGACACAGAUGGAUGCAUAG
Molecule: messenger RNA, 426 nt
Organism: Gastrolobium bilobum
Lineage: Eukaryota; Viridiplantae; Streptophyta; Magnoliopsida; Fabales; Fabaceae
Exons: 2
Coding region: 1-426 (141 amino acids)
Source: RefSeq, a predicted model, not a curated record